AUGGCUUCGACUUCUCCUCCUCUGACACCUUUCUCUUUCCUGUUCGCUUUAGGGGGAGCGGAUAGGGACCAUCUCUCUGUGAAUUACAGGUUCUACUUUGAGGAGGUUGGUUUCUCUGCGAACAGACGCUCAGAACUUUAUGUAUAUGUUAAAAUAUGUGAUUAUGAUGGUGGGUUUUGUGUUUUGAUGGAAACCCAGAGAGAGAAAAUGAAAGGUAGGAACAAGCAUGUGGAAGGGCUUUUGAGUAUUGUUUAUGAGCUGUCUGAUAAGCUAAUUUCUUGA
Molecule: messenger RNA, 282 nt
Organism: Prunus armeniaca (apricot)
Lineage: Eukaryota; Viridiplantae; Streptophyta; Magnoliopsida; Rosales; Rosaceae
Source: the annotation of a GenBank genome assembly